CCGCGGCCAGCACCCCUGUUUCGGGCGGCUACCUUCUCCAAGAAAAUAAUAUUCCUUCUUCUUCUUUCCCCGCUUGCGCUCCAAGCUAAACUAAUCCCUGUCUCCCUCCUCCAGCACCAGGCACCAGUAUUUAUACUGGGUUGGCCUCGCCCUCGUUCCUCACCAACACAUCUCAUCAGCGAAUACGAGAGGAGUACAGAGCAACAGAGAUCCAUCUUUCUCUAUUGAGUUCGUGAAAAAAGCUAGCGACCGGGAGUAAUGGCGACCGCCGGGAAGGUGAUCAAGUGCAGAGCUGCGGUGGCAUGGGAGGCCGGGAAACCACUGUCAAUCGAAGAGGUCGAGGUGGCGCCGCCGCAGGCCAUGGAGGUGCGCGUCAAGAUCCUCUACACCGCCCUCUGCCACACUGAUGUCUACUUCUGGGAAGCCAUGGGGCAAACUCCGGUUUUCCCUAGGAUCUUAGGCCAUGAAGCUGGGGGCAUUGUUGAAAGUGUCGGAGAAGGCGUGACCGAGCUCGUGCCGGGUGACCAUGUCCUUCCGGUGUUCACCGGUGAGUGUAAGGAGUGUGCUCACUGCAAGUCAGAGGAGAGCAACCUGUGUGACCUCCUCAGGAUCAACGUUGACCGAGGCGUGAUGAUCGGCGAUGGUCAGUCCCGCUUCACCAUUGACGGGAAACCAAUUUUCCACUUUGUCGGCACAUCAACCUUCAGCGAGUACACCGUGAUCCAUGUCGGGUGCCUAGCGAAGAUCAACCCUGAGGCGCCCCUCGACAAAGUUUGUGUUCUUAGCUGCGGUAUUUCAACUGGUCUUGGUGCCACACUCAAUGUGGCGAAACCGAAAAAGGAUUCAACUGUGGCGAUUUUCGGUCUUGGGGCUGUAGGCCUUUCUGCCAUGGAAGGGGCCAGGAUGGCUGGGGCAUCAAGGAUCAUUGGUGUGGACAUGAACCCUGCUAAAUUUGAACAAGCUAAGAAAUUUGGGUGCACUGACUUUGUGAACCCCAGGGACCACACCAAGCCAGUGCAAGAGGUGCUUGUGGAGAUGACCAACGGAGGCGUGGACCGGGCCGUCGAGUGCACUGGCAACGUCAACGCCAUGAUCUCCGCCUUCGAAUGCGUCCAUGAUGGUUGGGGCGUGGCAGUGCUGGUGGGAGUCCCCCACAAGGAGGCCGUGUUCAAGACCCACCCAAUGAACUUCCUCAACGAGAAGACCCUGAAAGGAACCUUCUUCGGCAACUACAAGCCGCGCACCGACCUGCCAGAAGUCGUCGAGAUGUACAUGAGGAAGGAGCUGGAGCUGGAGAAGUUCAUCACCCACAGCGUGCCAUUCUCGCAGAUCAACACGGCGUUCGACCUCAUGCUCAAGGGGGAGGGCCUGCGCUGCGUCAUGCGGAUGGAGGAGUAGAUCAGCAGCCUGCCGCUGCUUAAAAUUUGUGCAUAAGAAGGACAUGAAAAAGAAGAGUUUCCAAUGUUUCCUUAGUAAUAAUGAUGUACUAUCGGUCGUCGCAUUUGUUUGGACUUUUAGUUUCUUGUCAGUGUGCUUCAUCAGCAAUUAAGCUUCCGUUUAGCGUGUAAAUUGACAUUUUCUGAACAAAAGUAGUGAUAAUAAUACUUUGCAUUUUCUGUGAUAA
Messenger RNA from Brachypodium distachyon (stiff brome), 1624 nucleotides. RefSeq names its product alcohol dehydrogenase 3. Gene Ontology annotation, biological process: formaldehyde catabolic process. The transcript has 9 exons. Gene Ontology annotation, cellular component: cytosol. NCBI's taxonomy places the organism in Eukaryota, Viridiplantae, Streptophyta, Magnoliopsida, Poales, Poaceae. The record is from RefSeq and is a predicted model, not a curated record. Gene Ontology annotation, molecular function: S-(hydroxymethyl)glutathione dehydrogenase [NAD(P)+] activity; zinc ion binding. Bases 259 to 1398 code for a protein of 379 amino acids.